Talaromyces amestolkiae is the source of this 1077-nucleotide messenger RNA. RefSeq lists its product as uncharacterized. The record is from RefSeq and is a predicted model, not a curated record. The coding region runs from base 1 to 1077 and encodes 358 amino acids. The transcript has 2 exons. NCBI's taxonomy places the organism in Eukaryota, Fungi, Ascomycota, Eurotiomycetes, Eurotiales, Trichocomaceae.
AUGGGCCCCGGAACUCUUUUGCCAGAGCUCGAAAACCCUACGACACGAAAAGACAUCAAAAUAAUCGACUCACAGCUCAAAGAUGAAACUAACGAGAUUACUAUACUGCCCAGCCCGUUUCCAGAUCUGAUGAGGACCGAUUAUCCCGAUUUCAGAGCCGAUCUGGCUGAGAAUGGCUUCACUAUACUCAAAGGGGUGAUUCCUCGUGAACGGGCGGCCGGAUAUCAAGAAAAGGCGUACGAAUGGAUCAGGUCAUUUCCCGGCGAUCUCGACAUGGCAAAACCAGACACAUGGGUCGAUAAGAAUCUCCCAAUGACCAACUCCAUCAAUGCUUACGCUUAUUACUGUGUCACACAUGAGAAGUUCUUCUGGGACGCAAGACAAGAGCAAGGCGUUAUCGAUGCAUUUGCUAAAAUCUGGGGCACUGAUCAACUUCUUGUCAGCUUUGAUGCUAUGAACAUCACAUUCCCAAACCGGAAAGAUGUCCCCCGCAGACUUCCAUGGGAACAUAUUGAUCAGAGUCCCAUCCGUCGUGGAGCGCAUUGUAUACAAGGUCUCAUAGUCCUCUCGCCCUCGGGACCGGAAGAUGGUGGCCUCGUCGUGUUUCCAGGCUCGCACAAGCUCAAUGAUGAGUUUUUUGAUUCUCAGACUGAUCGAGAAUCCUGGCUUCCUAUGCAGGAUAUCCACCUCUUCAAGAAAGAGGAACUUGAAUGGUUCGUUGCACGCGGCGUUCAUCCACACAAGGUCUGCGCCGAGGUAGGCGAUCUCAUUCUCUGGGAUAGCCGUACGAUCCACUACGGAAGCGAGCCAACGGAGAAGAGCAAUCAAAUCAGAACUGUACUGUAUGUCACCUACAUGCCCGCUAAUCUUGCGACGCCGGAACAAUUGGCGUUGAAAUGCGAGGCCUUUGAGAAAUACAGCAGUACCACUCACUGGCCGCAUCAAUAUAUUGUGCCUAGGCCGAAUGUUGUGUAUCUUCCGGAUGGAAAUCUUGACCGUCGGAAUCGUGAACAGCCAUUGGAGAGUCCGGAGUUGACGGAUAAGCUGUUGAAGCUUGCUGGCAUCAAGCCUUACUAG